AUGUACCUCUGCCUUCUCCGACUCAACGAUGAUGUGUUUAGAGGAUUAAUGGCCACAAUAAACACCAAACAUCAAAUUGCUGUGUAUCCCACCUUGAGGACUGAAAUUAGGGAUUACCCAUCCCAAGCUGGUCUAUGGCGUCUACAAAUCGACAAUCCUUUUCAAUACAGAUUCUAAACAGGAUCGUCACUCGCUUAGUAAAUGCUAGAGCCUUUCAUGAUAACUACGCCUCUAAUCCCUUUGUGUUCCAAAAGAUAUAUUUUGGAGGUGAAGAGUAUUCAUUUCAACCCUUGUAAUUGAACAGUAAUAAUUAAGGGAGAAACAUGACAGAUAAUUACCGAUUUUUGCAAGCAACAGGAUGUUUAGUCAAAGGGGAAACACGAUCAGAUUCCAAGACUGGGGAUAUGCAAAGAAUUGCACAUUGUUUGCCAUUGACAAUGUGGCUAGUGGAUGUGUGGAUUGCCCUACCAUGGAUCCAAGACAAAGUGGCGAACUACAAAUAGAAGUGUUCAGUGCUCCACAAACUCAAAACAUGGUGGUCUUAGUCUAUGCUGAAUUUGAAAACUUGUUGGAAAUCGAUUUUAAUCGAGCCAUGUUGCACGAUAUCACUGGAAAUUAAAGAAAUAGAAAACAUUACCAUGAACAACGUGCAGUUUUUUUUAGAUAGGGUAAGGCACGACUCUGUGUUGUUGCCUCAUUUAAAGGAACUGUUCCCUGCGACAAAUUACCUAACAGACCCCAGAAACAACACUAA
This is a messenger RNA of Pocillopora meandrina, 754 nucleotides long. The record is from the annotation of a GenBank genome assembly. NCBI's taxonomy places the organism in Eukaryota, Metazoa, Cnidaria, Anthozoa, Scleractinia, Pocilloporidae.